UGGGGGGGGGGAGCUGUUGCAUUCCUUUGGACCGGGAGCCGAACCUAACAUUAAAAGAAGAAUCGUGCUGGAUUUCGCCCGACAAGAAGGCGAGGCGCUGGAUUCUGGGAGACCCUGCUGUGUGAUCGUGGUUUUUUUUUCUCGGGGGGGGCUCCCCACCCCCGCCGCCCCUUCUCCUCCUACAUUUCGACGGGAAGACAUCGGCUGGAAAGAAGCCCAGCCUGUCCCCAAGCUGCGGCUUGCCCAGCAAAGGUUUAUCCAUCAUGUUGGAGCUAACUGGAAGGAGUCACCGUGCCAAUAUAGAAGUGUAAACACCAACCAUCUUGCCAUAUCUUCUUCUUGGAUAUCGACAACAGUGUUAAAAGAGCAGCAGAGUUGAGGGAUGGGCUUCACGCACAAGGACUCUCUUGCUUUUCGCAUCUCUGGGAUUGGUCUCUGGUCAGGCUGCUGAGGCACAAACCGCACUAUUCGGGGCUUUUUCCCACCUGAGCAAGGUCACCUUGUGCCCCUAAUUCAAUUCUACUUGGCAAAUUACUCCUUUUCCCCUUCCCCUCUUUGCACCCACUUUCUCUUCGUGCCUGUGUGUGCAUUUUCCUCACCUUCUUUCCCAGCUAAUUUGAUUUGGUAUCUGAGUGGGGAAGACAGAGGCCUCCUAAUGUCGAUGUAAACCAUGUCAAGGCCAAUGGGACUCUUAUGGCUGCCUUUGAUCUUUACACCUGUUUGUGUCAUGUUGAAUUCUAAUUUCCUCCUGUGGAUAACUGCUCUAGCGAUUCGGUUCACGCUGAUCGAUGGGCAAGCACAAUAUCCCGUUGUCACCACGAAUUAUGGCAAAAUCCGUGGGGUUCGAACACCCUUGCCUAACGAAAUCCUGGGUCCUGUGGAACAAUACUUGGGAGUCCCUUAUGCCUCUCCUCCAACAGGAGAGCGACGUUUCCAGCCUCCAGAGCCUCCUUCUUCUUGGACUGGAAUACGGAAUGCCACACAGUUUGCUGCUGUCUGCCCUCAAUAUCUGGAUGAGAGAUCGCUGCUCAAUGACAUGCUACCCGUUUGGUUUACUGCCAACUUGGAUACUGUGAUGACAUAUGUGCAAGAUCAAAAUGAAGACUGCCUUUACCUGAAUAUCUACGUGCCCACUGAGGAUGUUUCUAGUGUCCUGCUGACAAAACCAAGGGGAUCAAUAUUGUACUCAAAGAGUGCACCAGGAGCCAACACAAAGAAAAGCGCAGAUGAUAUAACCAGUAAUGAUCGUGGGGAAGAUGAAGACAUACAUGAUCAGAGCAGCAAGAAGCCAGUGAUGGUCUAUAUCCAUGGCGGAUCAUAUAUGGAAGGUACAGGGAAUAUAGUUGAUGGCAGCAUACUGGCAAGCUACGGAAAUGUCAUUGUUGUAACUAUCAACUACAGGCUAGGGGUUCUAGGUUUUUUGAGUACUGGAGACCAAGCUGCAAAAGGCAACUACGGUUUGCUUGACCAAAUCCAAGCUUUACGCUGGAUUGAAGAAAACAUUGGAUCUUUUGGAGGAGACCCAAAAAGAGUCACCAUUUUUGGAUCAGGGGCAGGAGCAUCCUGUGUUAGUCUACUGACGCUGUCUCAUUAUUCAGAAGGUCUGUUCCAAAAGGCAAUCAUACAGAGUGGAACAGCCCUGUCCAGCUGGGCAGUGAACUACCAGCCUGCCAAAUAUACUGCAAUCUUGGCAGAAAAAGUGGGCUGCAACACGCUGGACACUACAGACUUAGUGGAAUGUUUUCGGAACAAGAACUACAAAGAACUCAUUCAACAAACGAUCACGCCAGCUACAUACCACAUUGCCUUUGGGCCUGUGAUUGACGGGGAUGUAAUUCCAGAUGAUCCUCAGAUUCUGAUGGAGCAGGGAGAAUUCCUCAACUAUGACAUCAUGCUAGGUGUAAACCAAGGGGAAGGAUUAAAGUUUGUAGACGGCAUUGUGGACAACGAAGAGGGUGUCUCUCCAAAUGAUUUUGAUUUCUCCGUAUCAAAUUUUGUGGACAAUCUCUACGGUUAUCCAGAAGGGAAAGAUACUCUGCGAGAAACCAUUAAGUUUAUGUACACGGACUGGGCAGACAAAGAGAAUCCUGAAACUCGGAGAAAGACUCUGGUCGCUCUGUUCACUGAUCACCAGUGGGUUGCGCCAGCUGUUGCCACUGCAGACCUGCAUGCCCAGUAUGGUUCUCCAACAUAUUUCUAUGCAUUUUAUCACCACUGCCAGAGCGAAAUGAAACCCAGCUGGGCUGACUCAGCCCAUGGUGAUGAAGUUCCUUAUGUCUUCGGCAUUCCUAUGAUUGGCCCUACGGAGCUGUUUAAUUGCAACUUCUCAAAAAACGAUGUCAUGCUCAGUGCCGUUGUUAUGACGUAUUGGACAAACUUCGCCAAAACUGGGGAUCCCAACCAACCCGUUCCCCAGGAUACAAAGUUUAUCCAUACAAAACCCAACCGUUUUGAAGAAGUGGCCUGGUCCAAAUAUAAUCCAAAAGACCAACUUUAUUUACACAUUGGCUUGAAACCCAGAGUUCGAGAUCAUUACCGAGCAACAAAAGUCGCUUUCUGGCUAGAACUUGUACCACAUCUGCACAACUUGAAUGAAAUAUUUCAGUAUGUCUCUACAACAACUAAGGUGCCACCUCCUGAUAUGACAUCAUUUCCCUAUGGUACCAAGCGCUCUGGAAAAUUUACCACCAAACGCCCAUUAAUGACACCAAGCAACAAUCCGAAGCACUCAAAAGAAACACAGAAGACAUCCCCAGAGGAUACAAGUGUUCUGAUAGAAAACAAGAGGGAUUAUUCCACAGAGUUGAGUGUUACCAUUGCUGUGGGUGCAUCAUUAUUGUUCCUCAACAUCUUAGCAUUUGCAGCACUGUAUUAUAAGAAAGAUAAGCGUCGUCAUGAGACGCACAGGCGCCCCAGUCCUCAACGGAACACAACCAAUGAUAUCGCCCAUAUACAAAAUGAAGAGAUCAUGUCACUGCAGAUGAAACAGCUGGAGCACGACCAUGAGUGUGAGUCCUUACAGGCACAUGAUACCCUGAGACUCACCUGCCCACCUGAUUAUACUCUCACUCUUCGAAGAUCUCCAGAUGACAUUCCACUGAUGACACCCAACACCAUAACCAUGAUUCCAAAUACAUUAACAGGGAUGCAGCCCUUGCAUACUUUCAACACUUUCAGCGGAGGACAAAACAGUACUAAUUUGCCCCAUGGACAUUCCACCACUAGGGUAUAGCUCUAUCAUUUGCCCCACCCACCCCAUGCCACCUGGAAGAUUAAAAAUAAGAAAAGGAAAGAAAAUUAUAUAUAAAAAAUUAAAAUUAAAAAAAAUCAUGUUCUCCAUCCAGCACUUGUCAAAAUAGAAAGGUGAAAGAGAAAGGCAGAUGUAAUUUUCUUACAGCUCCUUUCCAUAGGAACUCUGAUAUUCUAAACAUCACCUUCUCAAACCCUGUGAAAUGUGAAAUGUGUACAUUGCUAUCAGGAUACUGCUUUAAUAUCUCAACCACUUUGAUUGAAAGUUAGUAGUUGAGGCCUGAGGAAAGUCACUUAGAAAAGGAUAUGUAUUGAGUGUAACAAAAAAGGAGCAGAAACGUCUGAAAUACAGAGCCAGUGACUGUACAGUUUUUUUAAUAAAUAAAAUUUUAAAAAAAUGUUCUAUAUGUGCCAUACCGUGAAUGGCCCUUGUUAUACAAAAGACAUCACCAUGGGCUUUUACCCAUCAUAAGAAGCUGUAACCCAGAAGGGGGAAAAUAAGAUUUUAUUAUUAAAAAAAAAGUAGGACUGACUAUGCAGUAAAUACGUAUAGUUCUGUGCAAAGAGAUGACUUGCCAGCCUGAACUAUAUUUAAGAAACUUUGUAAAAAAAAGUGUACAUAGCUGUGAGUUUAAAAAGAAGAAGCUUUUAUUGAUGUUUUCAGUUCCAAAAGAGCUUUUAGAAAGAUUGUGCUUUCAGUUGUGAUCUAUGUGUAUAAACAUUAGUCAUAUCACCUCUGUUUCCUGCCAGAACAAAAGGAGGACUUUCUUCUUAAUUACUAGUGGUAAACCAAGACAUGAGGUUUUUUUUCCUAAUGUUUCAUUUCUAGGAGGACGUGGUGUUCCAUACAGAGGAUACAGGUGACUGUGCGGCCUGCCAGCUUUUCCUUUACAGGUUACACAUGUGCAUGUUAAGGCAUUCAUAGGUAGGAAACAGGUUUCUUUUCUUGUGAGGGGAAAACACACACACCUCUUUUUCUCCCUUUUCUUUCAGAUUUUUGUGUUAGCCUUCUUUGUAUUGCUCCACAGAGACAAAAUGGAAGAAUUAUAAACGCUUAUUCAAUUGAGCUUAGAGUCCUACUUUGGCAUUCCUGGUAUUUGUUAUGCCAUGAAACAUUGCUUCUGGAUUGUGAGUUCCCUGAUGCAUUUUAAGAAACCCUGCCUUUUUUGUAAAUCUUUUUCUGAGGGAAAUUAGUUCUGCCUGUACAAGGGAUCUGCAGAAGAGGUUGAGUUAAAAACACCAUCGUGUGGAAUAGGGGGAAGACACAGGUGGAAGAUGAGCAAGAAUUACUUCCAAUUCCUAUUGCCUCAAUAAAGAGAAAGGAAAGAUCUAGAAUGACGGUUAUAUAACCCCUUUGACCCAUCAGUUAGUUUUAACUGAGCCCACUAUUUUUGGUGCUUAAUUUUGUCACAUCACAGAACAGAUGGAUGCCUCAGAGAACUAGGAAGAAACCAUAUCAAAUGUACAAUAGGUGAGUUGCCUUGAAGAAGCUGGAUCAUUCCACUGGUCUAAAACAUUAUUUAUUUAUUUUGGGGGCGUCCUCUAAACUUCAUUCCCCUUAAUAGGGAGUUUUGACAUGAAAUGCAGCUGGCCCAACAACACUGUUGGCCAUUCUGUGUAAUGUUUAAAAAUGAUUCCGCUACUAUAAAGAUAGAACCAAGUUAUUGAUAAGCAAAGAAUGAUCUAUAUUUUAUCUUUAGUAAACUAAAGUUAAAGAUGGUAACCAAAGAUAUUUGAACAGACUUGCUCUGCACAAGACCAUAUCUCUCCCAGGAUGUAUAUUGCAUUUUUCCUUCCUUGUGCUGAGAAUGGCACAGCACUGCUGUCUUAUCAUCACCAGAUAUUCACAUCUGACACAAGAUGCCUUCUGCCUUUAAAAUAGACAGCUUGUGACAUUCUAGCUUAUAGGUACCUUCACAUCUCACUGGUUGUGUGUUACACACAGCUCUGUUGUGCUCCUUCUGGUAGAAUAAGACGAUCCUGACAGUAGCAAAACCUGGGUUAGCGACACAGUAAAAUUGCUCAUGUGACCCAUACUGCAAUCUUACUUGUUAGAAAAUGAAAUCAAUAUAUGCUUCCCUUUUGCUUCCAGGUGAGAUUUUUAAAUGAGCUCCACUUUUCGCCCAAUAAUAAAAGGCAAACUUUUUGCCUUCACUGCUCUUUACCGUAACUAUAAUCUUGAUUAAAGCUGGAUCUAUUCCGUGCCAUCAUCACAACCAACGCAUUGCCUCCACUAAGACACAGCAAUUCUUCAUGACUCGGGGGGUUUAAAAAAAAAAAAGGAAAAUGAUGGCAUCUUAUUCAGUUGGGUAUGUUUGUUAUGUGAAUUACAGUAUUUGUUUAGUACUUCCAGUUGUCUACUGCUAGCAAUAUGUACAGUACUGUGUCAGGCUUGUGACAUUUGGGUAAAACCGUUUCUGUAAGUGAAUGAUUUUAGCAUUUAAAAAAGAAAAAAAGACAAUGAUGUCACUUUAAUAAUUUAAUACGUCUGGACAGAUGUAUGAUUUAUAAAUGGAAAUUUUUAGGCUCUUCAUAGGAUUCUAUAAUAAUAACAACAACGUAUACUUUGAAGAAAAGGGGGGACAAAAGGAACUAUCCCAGACUUUUCUUCUUGACCUUAAGAGGCACGCAGGGUUUCUUUUGUUAUUGUUUCUGCAUUUUUCUUUCUUUUUGGUUUUGCCUUAAAGUAAGGACAGAAGAUAUAUAUGGCUGGACACAUAUGUAUAAACUUUUCAGCAGCAUUUUUAAUAAUAAAAUAUCACAGUAUUUUCUAAUGCUUUGUGCAAAUAA
Molecule: messenger RNA, 6039 nt
Organism: Pogona vitticeps (central bearded dragon)
Lineage: Eukaryota; Metazoa; Chordata; Lepidosauria; Squamata; Agamidae
Source: RefSeq, a predicted model, not a curated record